Messenger RNA from Beauveria bassiana ARSEF 2860, 1482 nucleotides. RefSeq names its product SET domain-containing protein. Gene Ontology annotation, molecular function: protein-lysine N-methyltransferase activity. NCBI's taxonomy places the organism in Eukaryota, Fungi, Ascomycota, Sordariomycetes, Hypocreales, Cordycipitaceae. Gene Ontology annotation, cellular component: nucleus. The transcript has a single exon. Bases 1 to 1482 code for a protein of 493 amino acids. The record is from RefSeq and is a predicted model, not a curated record. Gene Ontology annotation, biological process: peptidyl-lysine monomethylation.
AUGACCUCCUCUACCAAAAUAGACGCCCUCAUCGCCUGGGCCACGUCCCACGGCGCCGUCCUCCACCCCUCGGUGCGCGUCUCCCACGACGCCGCCACCGGCCUCUCCUUUCGCGCCAUCCAGCCCAUCCCCGGUGACUUUUCCGCUGCCAUCGUGCAUCUCCCCGCCGCCCUCUCCCUCUCCUACCUCGACGCCGUCCGCCCCUCCUCCUCCUCCUCCUCCUCCACCCCCAACCGCGGCACGUCGUCGCCGCCGCUUCCCGCGAGCCUCGCCGCCGCGCUGCCACCGCACGUCCUCGGCCGGCUGCUGCUCGUCCGAGAGUACCUCGCCGGCACGUCGUCCUUUUGGCACCCGUACAUCCAGUCGCUACCGCAGCCCGCCGAGACGGGGGGCUCGUCGUCGUGGACGCUGCUCCCGCCGUUUUGGGAAGACGACGACGAUGCGGAGCUGCUGGACGGCACCAACGUCGAGGUCGGCCUGGCCCGGAUCCGCGCGGACCUGCGCCGCGACCUCGCCGCCAUUGCGGCCGCCCUGCGUGACGCCGAUGCCAAAGACGAGACCAACAAGCGCCUCGUGGAGCAGUUCCGUCCGGAGCUGUACCGCUGGGCGUUUGCCAUCUUUUCCAGCCGCAGCUUCCGCCCGAGCCUCGUGCUGUCCGACGAGCAGGCCCGCCUGCUGCCGCCCGGCGUCGCCAUUGACGAUUUUUCCGUGCUGCUACCGCUCUUUGACAUUGGCAACCACGACAUGACGGUGCCCGUCCGCUGGCAGCGCGACGGCGACGGCUGCGCGCUGCGUACCGGCCGCGCGCACCAACCCGGCGAGCAAGUCUUCAACAACUACGGUCUCAAGACCAACGCUGAAUUGCUCCUCGGUUACGGCUUCAUGAUCGCGCCGACCGACGCCCUUCACAACGACUACAUCCACGUGCGCAAGCGCCGCGGCGGCGCCGGCGCCGACGACGCGCCCAUGUCCGAAGAGUAUCUCAUCUCGGCGCGGCCCCUGCGCGAUGCCAGCUCCGUCCUCGCACGGGACAAGCUGCCCGCGGGCCUCGACGCCGACUCCAUCACCCCCGCGUUCCAGCACGUACAGCCCGACAUGGCCUGGGACAUAUUCAAGUCUCUAGCGGGCGGUGACGACGUCUAUAAGCAUCUAAUCCUCGUCCAAAACACCGAGGCCGACGCUGAAGCUGCGGAUCGCGAGCGACGACAGCUGCUACUAACGGGUAAAGUCGAGGGCGCGUGCUUGCCGCUGUUUGCCCAGACGGCGGCCGUGAUUCAGAACAAGGUGCUGCAGGAGCUGGAGCGCCUCCUCGAGACGGAUGUCGAGGUGGACGAGGCCGAUAAGGAGCGGCUGACGCCGUGCCAGAGACUCGCGCUUGAUUACAGGGACCGCUGCCGCGCAGCGCUGGAGAGCACUUUGGAGAUGAUGAAUACCGAUGAGACGCUGGCCGCUGCCAUGGAAGCCAUGGACAAGGACGAAUAG